UGCACGAACUUAGAACACCAGUUUUGAACACUGAAGAUACAGAAUUGCAGUCAAAAUUCGCUUGAAAAUACCUUCGUGGAGUUACUUUUGUCAUUAUUAGUCAGUCCAGGUAAGUCUGCGAGUAUUGUUCAACGUAUUUAUUCAAUUUUACUUUUUAAAAGGGUAGUCUAUCCUCAGGCAAAGUAUUGUAUUUUUCUGUCUGCCAUGUUUGGCAGGAAGCAUGAGAAGAUUUCGACUUCACCAAAAAACUAAACGCGAAGACGUUUUUUAACUUGCGAAGUUGAGAAGUGCGUAUCAAAACUCUUGUAAGCUUAUAGGAAUAAAAAUAAGAUUGGCUAAACAUGCAAGGUGGCAUGUAUAAAAUGGCCUCAUUCAACAGUCAGCUGAAUAGUGUAAAUUUUUAAAAAAGGACCUUGCUAGCCCCACUGAAAGUAAACUUAACUUACUUUGUAGUCGAAAUUGUUAUGCAAAACAUCAAGGAACAAGCUCUAGUUGCUUAUACACAAACCAUCCUUCUUUGGUCACCCUACGUGGGCAACACAUUUACCACUGCUCACAAAGAUGAGAUUGACAAUAAUAUUUUCAUGGGCACCAAUAAUAUUUUCAUGGGAGCCAUAACAGACUGAACGUGGACAUACAGUUUACCAAUUAGAUUGAGAAAAUGGUAAAAUACCAUUUCUAGAUUACUUAGUCACCUGCGACAACAACAGACUACGAAGAACAAUUUACAGAAAACCGACACAUACUGGUAGAUUAUUAGACCAGUCAUUUCACAACUCGACGUCUCAGAAGGCUACAACUAUACGGACUUUGACGAGAUGAGUGCAACUAGUUUGUAACUUACCUGACAGACUACAAAAUGAGACUGACUACCUAAACAAUGCUUUUAGUAAAACAACUAUAAUGCAGACUUUAUUAGACAACUUUAACUUUGGCCCUGUUAUGAUGUUAUACUGAACAUCAGAGUUACCUCUGAAACUAUCGCUCGUAUGCUAUAACCUUACAAUGUAUGUGCAUGCGUUACACACAAACCAGUGGCCACUUUACGAUAACUGUCAAUAAAUGUCAGGGACAAAGACAGGCCAGGGGGCAAACAGGGAGCAGUAGAUAAAAUUGAUGCUGUGACUGGCAGGCCACUUACAUUGGUGAGACCUUCAGAAACCUCAGCACACAAUUGACUGAACACAAACGAGUGACAAAAAUAGUGAAGAAAACUAUAUGUAGCUUUUGGGCAGAGGACAUCAGAGAAAUGUACCAAAAAGUGUGAUAAACUUAAAGAGUUGUCAUUUUGUUCAUUUGGCCAUUCUGUAUUGAUGUUUUUACUUCUGCUCCCUAAGGUUCCCAUUACCUUAUAUCAUGCAAAUACUCCAUGUAGUCAACAAGUUGUUUGUGAAAUUUGGCAGACCAGACUGAAGAAAAGGAAAUCUAAUAACAAUUUUUAGUUAAAAAAACGUUAGUGAACGUUACUUUUUGUUGAGACAAAACAAAAAAAGAUUCAGACAUUAUUUCCUUAUAAUGUAACGUUCCUUAUUUGUAAUUACAAAGAAGUGGCAUGUAAGGAAGUAAUGUUCUGUGUAAUUCCUCCAGGCAGUUUUGUGUUCAUUUUCAAAAGUGUUACUGCAGAUCAAAAUAAUAUUCAGGUUAAAAUUAAUUAAACUAGGUUGAUUCUCAAUUUUCUUUUUCUCUUAGCCCUAAUUCAUGAAUAAUCAGGGCUAGUAGACAAAGGAAAUUGAAUGAACAUAGUUUAAAAUAUUAAAAAGAAUUUAAUUUUGACUUAUAACAAGUCAUAUACAGCAAGUCAUUGAUCAUUUAAAAGCCGGGAGCAUAAUGACCUACAAUUAAGGUCAAGUCUACGUUGUUUGUUGUCUCAUGAUUGACUUUUAUUUGCAACAGAUUAUUGUUUCCAUUAUUUUGAUAGUUUCUUUCUUUCUCAGGUGCCACCAUUCACCAUUAUAUAGGUUUGUCCUCUUGUAUCUAUGGCUCAUCAUCGCCCUUUAGGCGAUCCUCUGUCAGGAAUAAGUCAGUAAGUAAAAGGGGAGGAACCAUAAUGGAAAAUUUCAAGCUGAAUUUUAACUUUUGAGUAUACUGAAUGGGGUCAUUAAAAUUGCUCUUUUUUACUUUCAGAUACUCAUUUGCUCCUAGGAAAGCUCAACAAGAACUUUCUCCAGGUGAACUACUCUUGGAUAAAACAUGUAAACUGUGUCAGCAUAAGAUUUCUAAGUAGCCUAAGAGAAAAUGUAAGGUAGUAGGGGCCACCAGACUCUUUUAGAGCAUGGGCCCUCCAAAGAAUUUAUUAAUGGUGUUUCAGGGUGUUCAUGAGGCAUCACAGAUCGGAGAAUUUUCUGUUUCUUACACAGAAUUCUCCAACUAACUUUUGGUAGCUUAUGACUAUUUUUUAUUCAGUUGUGGAGCCUCUUUCAAAGUAUUCUCCUGUAACAUUACACCUUUCUCCUGCUGUUAGGAUUCUUAAUGAAAACCCUGGUGUAUAUGGCAUAUAACGUUUCUUUUUUCUGUUAGGUGGCAGGAAAAACAUGGCAGCCAUUGGGUCCAUGCGAAAAAAACUUACAGGCUUUAGUGAUGAGGGAGAUGAUGACUAUGGGUCAGCUGGAAUGUAUUUUAAUCCUUCAAUGUUCCCUCCUCAUCGCCCUGAGAAAGAGGUAUUUCUGUGUUGUAGAAUUUAUUUUAAAUGAAAAUAGAGAGGAGGAGUCGUUACGUGCCAUGGUCGCAAAAUUUCUGAAUGACAACAAACCGAAAACGUCACUUAAAAAGUGAAUUCAUACUGUUACAAACUUCAUCGAUAAUAUUAACUUUCAUUAGAUUUGUCAAAUGUUGGUGAAAUUGUCUGGGGUUCAAUCUGGAAGGACCGAUUCUAAGAAAAAAAAGAAAAUUUGUUCACCUACUCAAUAAGGCAGGCACAUGUAAUUAGGAAGUUUCCUGUCCUAGCCAUGCAAUGACAGCCAGGAAAUGUUCAAAAAAGCAUUAUGCAUGUGCGGAGUUGUUGUUCUGCUAAUGUAAACCUAUUGCUUUUUUUUUCCUUUCUCGUUGCUGCUGCCAUCGUUGUUACUUAAUUAAGCUCCCUCCUGUUGUGAUCCAGAAACUUUGCUACUAUGGAAACGUGAUGUCACACUUCUCCUCUCUAUUACCACUCAUUUACUAAUAUUCGAUUACUCCAUGCAUGUUAUAGUCAUGUUAACUACCUCACUUGCAUGUAAAUUGAACUGGACAGAGCUAAUUAAUGAAUAGCCACAUUCUGUUUUAGGGUGUGCUCUUUUGGUAUUAUAUUAUGAUAAAAAAUAUAUUCACAGUAGAUGAGCAUAUAGGUGGACUGCGAUAAGAUAACAGGGGAUUACUUGUGUAAUUGCAAUAAUGUCAGUCAAUGGUAGAAUCCUGAAGACAUAAAUAGAGGAUAUAUCGGGGCCGCAUAGAGAUGCAAAAUUUCUCUUCAAGUGUUAAAGAAUAUUUCGCCAAUGAACGCGGCGAAAAGUGCCCCUAGCUUCCUUGCAAAAGGAAAUCAUUACAUGAACAUUUUGGUUUGACAGGAGACUUUGUGUAGCUGGUAUCAAUCAAGGGUGUAUCAGAUAAGGCCCUUACACCUGUACUUAUUCUUGAUGUGAUGUCUAAAUCUCUUGGUAAUUGUUUCAUAAGCAAAAAGGCUAAAGGCUAUUCAGUAGGGGAAUGUAAAGUUAUUCCAGAAUAAGAAUAAGUGAAAGUCUAGCUGAAAUCAGCUGUUCAGCCAUUCAUUACAUUGUAAAUUCAGCAAAUAUGGGAUACAUGUAUCAUUCCAGAGGCCCAAAAUCCUAGCGUGCACAAUAGAUAGACUUAUAACAGAAUUUCUGGUUAUUGUUAUUCCGGAAUAUGUUCGUUCAUGUAGUUUAUCAGAAGUCACUUGGGUAUUUUUUUCCAGGUAACCACACCUUUUUAACAACCUAUACUGUAUUUAUUACUGUUUAGAGAGGACUGUUAGUUCACUCUGUAGCAAUAAAACUUGAUCAAAGCUCUUAAAUAAACCUUAUAAAUCACUCUCUGGGUCAGAAAAAGGUAGGCUGGGAUACCAUUUGAAGCUUUACCUCUUGAACACCUGUUGACUGCUGCAUAAAGUGGAUACUUUGUUGUCAUGAGCAAGAUAGAAAUGGAGGGAAUAAAUGGUUGAAUAGGAAGUGCUGUUCAUGAAAACACCCAUGCUUUAAAUGAAACUAGGGGUUGUUUCUUCACAGCCUCAUCUUGGAAGCUUAUAUGGCACUCCGUCAGGAAUGCAAUCGCCAGGACCUCACCAGUCAAACUUCUAUGGAUCAGGAAUCCCAGGCUCAGGUAUAUACAGAUUCUUCUUUCACUUGCAAAAUUUAGCGGGAAGUGCCCUUGAUUCGUUGACUUUAAAUCAGCCAACAAUGCUAAUGGAGCAAUAUUACUGUACAUUAGAACAUGAAUUGAACGAGAAGUUUGCUUUUGUUUUGAAAUACAUUAUAAGUAGUUUUGGACUUUCAAACACCAUACUGAAAUAUGCAACCUUUCCAAAAUAAGUCUACAUUCUUGUUUAAUGUAUAAGGUACAUGUAAUUUUUUUAUAUUUAUUUAUUAACUUAUAGGUCUUCCUCCAAAUGUCAACUCUAUGCAAGUUCCACCUAGUGCUCCGCGUGGAAUGUCAUCAGCCCAGGUAUUAAAUAAAUCUACUCUAUUUUAAUUUUGCAAGGUAAAGGUGACCCUAGAGGUAGUUAAUAUCACUACACAGUAACGGAAACAUAUUAUUUUUAUUUCCCAUUGCCCUAACAGUGUAUUAGACCCAAACAUUUUCAUUGAAUUAUUGAAAGAGAUAGUCAGACAGAGGCAGUCACAAAAUUAGAAUUUAUUAAUUAUAAUAAAAGUACUGUUGUAACAGUCAGUGAAUACUGGUUAUACAGUCUGAGUGUACUCAAGACCAUCUACACGUAUGUCUAGGCAGCCAUUUGUUUGACAUGAUAUUGUGAUUACCUUGCACAGUUUGGCAGAAGUUUAUCGCAUCCUGGUCACACUCACUCCACAACGUCCCUUACAGGAAGUGUGACUACUCCUGGUGGACCAUCCAUCCCUUCAAGUCUUCAUAACAUGCCAGGGUCACAGGGGGGAAACUUGUCGUCUCAAUCAGCCAGGUGAAAAGCUAUACAAGUACUUAAAUAUUGCAGUAAAAACCUUCUUGGGUUUUACAGUGAAAUGUUCUUCAUCACCAACAAAUUCUUGAAGUUACACCAGGGUUUGCAUUAUUUUAUUGAUGAGUGGAGUCACUAUGACUUCUGCUUCACAAAUUUUGGAGUCAUUUUGGAAUAUUUGGAGUCAAGUAUCACAACGAAAAAAGCCAUUUUCAGACUUUCCAGCAUGUGGUCCUGGCUUGUAUACACUAUCGUGAGGGAUACACGAAGUAGCUGUAGCCGUCCACUCACCUGGAAAGCUCAAAUGAGUCAAAUCCAUGAUGGCGGUCAUCGAGUAAACUUUGAUCAUAAUUUACCAUCUUCCUGUUUUGUCGUGCAGUAUAAUUAUGUAAUUUUGAUGAUUUAAUUAAGGUUCACAACGUUUACAAUUAACGUAAAUUGUAUUUGUUGGGAAAAAGGUAACAACAAAACUGUGUUUAUUACCGAAAAUUUCUGGAGUUGAAGUGGCUACCUGUUUGUUACCGAAAAUUUCUGGAGUCGAAGUGACUCCCUCAUUAACCUCUGUGGAGUCAUCUGAACAAUUUUGGCGUAUUUGCGAACCCUGUUACACAGAGCCAUUUGGAACUCAUCCGGAUCCCUUCAUCGAUGACGUUUGCUGUUAUUCACUAAGAAUACAAGUUACUCCAUUAACUGGGCCAGUAUAAACAAGAUUAGCCAGGAAAUCUUUCAUGCAAGAUCCUCAAGGCCAUAAACGUUCAUACUCAGCAAGGGCAAUGAACUGUGAUCAGGGCUACCACCUUCCCUCAAUUUGUGGAAAAACUUUGCAACUUCAUAGGAACGAGGCUGUGGAUAACAGCGAACGUUAUUGAUGUAGAAGAACCUUUAUUAAAAAACUAUUUUUGACCAACUCAAACAAAACUAACUUUAAGUAACAAACAAAACAGAAACAGAUAAAAUGUGACGAAAGAUAGGUAAUUAGAUAGAGAAAGAAACUUAAAUCAGGUUCAUAUUCAAAUAAAACACUUACGUAGACUGGGCCUGCAAGUAGCUAAGCAACAGUAGAGGCAAACUAGGUUGUGAUCUUAUUAAAUUAACUGCAUUACAGCUGUCUUAAUUAAAUUUUUACAGUAAUUGAAAUCAGAUGUAUUAGAUUAAAUACUAUUGGUACUUUACAAAAUUGAAAAAAAAUCAAGAUCAGGGAAAGAGAAGAAAUAAAAAUACCAGUCAAUAUAACCAGCAGUCCUCAUUAAGACUACACUCACCUAGGUAAUGUUGGGACAUUUUUCCUGAAUAGGGUCUGAUGGAUUAUGCAUUAUGCUUUGAAAGAUAUUAUGCGCAAAAUUAUGCUCACCUGGAGGUAUUAUGUCGCUAUGCAUGCUGGACUAAAAUAGCACUUUCUGUUGAAUCCCAUACCUAGUAACUAGGAGUUCCUACACAGUCUUAUGUCAUUACUUUGUAAAGAAAACAAGUUAGUGCCUUGGAAGUCUGGCAUAAUGAGGUGUUCCAAACCUGCUCCUUGUUUUAAUUUUAAUUUUCUGAUCCCUGAUUAUGCAGUUGAUCAGUGAAAACUCAGAUUUUAAUAUUUUUGAAAAAUGGACAGCAGUGUAAGGUCUCAUUUCAACAUUUUCAUUUUUUAAUUUAAUAACUUUGUUUACAUAAUUUUUCAGCCGAGGCAUCUUAUCGAUGGGUCCUCGUGGUGUGAUGGGGCAAAUGCCACCUGGACACCUUGGUAACCAGAGUGGACUCAAUAGUCUGUCAAAGACCAGCCGAGCUAUAUCCAUACCAUCAUCUCUAUCAAGGUUAGAUGGAACAAUCAUUAUAAUAAUUUUAUCGUGGUAACCUACACAUUUACAGCUGCACCGCUCCCCCGUCCAAAUACAGUGGCAGGUCCAGACCUUCGGAUGGGGGGGGGUCAUCCAGACUCUGAGAUAAGGGAGAAGCUCAGCCUCAAAAAAAUUUUUUUCAGCCCUUUGGGCCUCAGUUUAAUCUACAAAUAAGUGGCGGGGGGGCUCUCCUGGAUCUGGCACUACAACAUUAGGGAUUAAAAGACACCAUGAUGGCGAUGGUAGCAGAAACGUUGCUUAAGAUAUUAAUUCUUUCAAUCUUUAUCAGAAUAAUUAAUAUUCCAUCUGGUACUGGUCGGGUGUUGUAAACUUUCAUUGUAUGCAAAUGAGUCUUGCGAUGAGCAUACAGUUUAUUUUCCACAAUGAUUGAAAUGAUAUGCCCUGUUCAUCACGUUUUUGGUCUCUGGCAAUUAUGUAAUUUUUUUCGAAUUGAUUUUCGUGUAUUUAUAAGCAAAACUUAACGCUUUUUUAAGAGUGUUCUUAUAAACAUUGCUUUUUGGACAUUCUCGUUACCGUCAAAGUCAUGACAUCUUUAAGUCCCUAUCAACACUAACUUCUCGCCACCAUGCAACCUGAAGACCUCCCAGCACACCGGGAACCAUUCUCCCAGCUGUGUCUGGGAAAAACGCCUUCCCUUUCAUUCGAUCCUCUGCCAGUGGGAAACCCCAACCAUGUAAUUCUUUUAAUAUUUGUAAAUAAUUAUGUGGAGACUGAGUCUGACUGUUACUAAAUGCUAUUCCAAGCAUAUUUGCUCCAAUCAUACAGUACACAAAGUUUUUGCUAUACAUGUAGUUAAGCCUAGUAAGUUAACUUUAAUAGUAGAAUAGAAAGUUGCCUAUAAAAUUAAUUGUAAUGUACUACUGACUGCUAAAGUAAUUUAAUUCUUAAAAAUUUAGUCUAUUGCUCCACUGUUGAUGUUUUCAAAACUGUUUUGGGGAUAAAGUGGAUGACUUGCAUAUUGCUAGAACAUGUUUUAAAAAACUCUGAGUGUUGAAGCUUCUCAUUUAAAAAGUUGAAGCUUAGAGAUUGGGAUUUUUUUGAGUGUUUAACAUUUGGCUAAACAGUUUCCUCCAGUUUGUGAGCAUUCAAGAGAAAUUUGAAAACCAAAAUAUUGCAGAGAGUUUGAAAUUGUCCCCUCAUAUAGAUACGCCAUUUAAAAGUAGAAAGGUAGACAUUGCGUAGAACAUGUCAAUGAUGUCAUGAUAACCUAUGGGAAAGAAAAACGAAAAUUGGAACGAUUGUUGAUCUGUGGAGAGCAUGUUCAAAUGGCAAAAAAAAGAAAAAAAUAGAGCAUGCUUGUGAGAUGUUUAGGAGAAAUAUUAGAAGUUGAAGUUAGCAGCGGGCAAAGAAAGUAGUGUCCGAUAUCCCGGGGCUAGUGGAUUUUGCUGUUGGGCUAGUAAAUUCUGUUUGUAACUUGCCCGAAGUGCAGGUGAGGUUUUUUGGGGAAUUCAAAUUACAGAAGAAUCAUAAUCAAUCCUGCUCAUCAAAAAUUUUUUUUGAGCAGGUUGAAAUGACUUUUGGGCUAGUAAAUGUAAGCUACAGCUUGCCCGAAUGGCAAGCUGUAAAACUGACUUUCUUUGUACCCUGAGUUAGGGAUAAAAAUACAUUCAUGAAUGUAACACUGUAAAAAUGCUGGUGGUAAAAUUUUCCUUCAAUUGUUCAAUUUAAAGCACAGGUAAACAUUCAGCAGCAUAAAAGCCUUUUAACUUGUUGUUGAGCAUUUGUAGUUUUAGAGAUAAUCAGCUUGUUUCAACAGUAAAUGCUCCUUGAAAAUACCAUAGGAAUAUUUAUGAUGUGCCCUUGUUUAUAUCCCUCAUAAUAUUUAGCGCGGGCUCAUCCAGAAGUUCUCCAGUUCUAUCAAUUGGAAUGACACCUGCUCCACAGGCACCCCAGCAGCCACAAAUGCAUCAACCAAGAGGCUUUAACCUUGGGGGGUAUGUCCUGAUCAGAAUUCCUUGAAUGGUUGAUGCUGUUGAAUUGUCAAAGGAGAAACAAGCAUUAUUUUUUCCUUUCUUCUCCCAGAAAAGCUUGAUUCUCAGACCAAUUUAUUAUACAGAGUAUAACAGAGAAGAGAAAAAAAGUAACUUUCACACCUGCCUUGAACAAAACACAUUACAAUGUGCACUUUUGCAAACACAAUGGCUCAAUUUAUUCUUCUAACCCCCGCCCCCUCAGUGUAGUGUUUCUCUGAUUCCCUUUUUUUCAAUAGAUUAUUGUCAUGUUAUUAAGCCUUUCAUCAUUAAUAAAUGCAAGUUAAACAUGGCCAUAUAACUUUUGACUUCCUAGGUUAUUUUUAAAUGCAAAUAAGCUAUAGUGCUAUGCUUUAACGAUUUUCUUAAGCUUAACUUUCUGUCCUAUUUUCUUGGCCAAAAUGACCUCAAAUAUAUAUCUAAACGAUCUUUGAAACUGUUUAAUGAAGUGUCAGUUUGUGCUUUAUUAAGUCUAAAACAUUUUCAUAGUGCUUUGCUACUUGUUUCAAACUAUUCGUAAAAACUACUGUUUAAUGAGGGAUGCAGUUCUUGUGAAAAUGAUGUUAAAGUUUGAUCACUGCUGUUGUUUGUUUCUUUGUCUUUUGUAGUAAUACAAUCACAAGCUCUGUGCCAGGCCCCAUGUCAAAUUUUGGUCUCACAAGAAGCCAGUCCACCAGUGGGGUGUCACAGGUAAAGUAUGUCAUAAGGAGAUUGGGUGCAAUCUUUACAGCAAAGGUUUGUGGGAUAGUUUUGAUGGCCAACAAAAGCAGUGAAUGGUUACUGAAUGUCUUUGCAUACCACUAACCAAUCAUAUCUCACUCUUUUCCACCCAAGUGAUACUAACAUUGUUGCACCUAAAAAUUGGACCCAUUUACCCUGGAGGAAGUGGUGAAUUGUACAAAAGGAGUAGUUGCAUUAGAUGUAGUUCUUUGUUCCAUCCUUUCCCUAAAAUAUUUUCAAAAAUUUUCUUUCCUCUUCUUCCCAAGGGAAAGAGUGUGCUCUUUCAGGACUGAUGAUUUCAUAACAAGUGUGAAAACAGUGGGUGUGAAAAGAAAACAAGAAUUUGACGUUACAUGAAGAGUCACUUGAGGCAUUGUUCCAUGCACACUCCCCUGUAACAAAGUGCCUUUCUCUUUUUUUACUUUGUCAUUGGCUGAAAGGUCAAUGGAAUCCCACGAGUGUAAAAUUAGGGAAAUUUCUCAUUGUGACUGACUGUUUCACCUUGAAACUUUACACAUCCAUGAAUACAACACUGAAGGUGAUGAUUUUUCUUGUGUUUCCACCUGUGUAUAUUUGUAAUAACAUUGUUUUGUUUAUAGGGAAUGGGCGGUUCUGGACUUCCUCUUUUUUCAGGUGCUUUUGCUCCCCCAGGUAAAUAAUUGGACAGUAUUGUGAGUUCAUCUAGUUGUGUGCUGAUAAUCGAUUAUAAUAUUUAUCACAGAUCAAAAGCUUUAAGCGAUGCAAUAAUCGAUUAAUAGAAAAUGCUCAAUUGAUUAUCAAGGGAAAAAAAAUUCCUUGUUGCAUAUUAAAAACGUCUGUGUUGUCUUUUUAGUGGUCUCAUGAUUAAAGAAGAAAAGAGAAUUUGAUCACCCGAAAGCACAGAAAAAAUUCUAAGCUUCAUGCGAGAAUCGAAUCCAUGACCCAUGAAGUUCUACUGAGUAACUGGAAUUCUAUGACGAGCAGUGUUGAAUCCACAUCUUAUGUUUUUCUUAUGUUCGUAAACACGGCAUAGCGGCUGUCUUAAAUGGAAUUCUUAUAAAGAGAUUUUUCUGAUUAUAAUAGAUGAUCAAUCGGAUGGGUCAAUUAAAAUAUUUCCGUUGAUUAAUUAUGGAAUCUCAGGCAAUUCCCAACCACAAGUAACUGUUUUGCUGCCUUUCUUCUCUAACAUUUCUGCCCUUCAAGCUGUACAGCGGCCUAGUUUGAGAAUACUAGCCCUAAUACAUGAACUUUUAGGCCUCUUUCUCUUGCACUGAGUAUGUAUCACUGUUCAUGUCAAACAUUAACCAGUGUGUCUUAUGCAGGUGCCCCGGACUCACCAAAAUCUCUUCGGCAUAUUUUCUCUGGAGCAGGGCAAGGUAUGUCAGUAAUUCCAGUUUUAAACAAGUGACAUGCAUGCAUCUUAGUGAAGAAAAAUGAAAUAUAGUUUAAAAAGAUGUUUCUAUUUACAAAGUACAUCCUUGCCCAUGGUUCCACGUAAUGAUGAAUGAAUUUCCAGAAACUAAAACUAAAAAAGACUUUAGGAGUUUGAAAGCAGGGUAACAGCGGUGGUUCUUGCUCCUGCUCCGGGAGGUUUUUCCCCAGGUACUCUGGUUUUCUCCUCUUGUCAAAAACCAACAUUUCCAGUUUAAUCACGAAUAUUAGACGGGUAACCAUUAAGUGGAUAUGCUACCUAUGUGCUACCUAAGUGGAUGUGCUACCUAUCAUUGUUUUUCAUUACUUUUUUAGCUGUAGCUGUAAGUACAGGAUGGUCUAUCAUAUCCUAUCUUGAGCAAGAAAUUUGCAUUUAAUGUUGACCAAGCGUGUUGUCAAGGUGGCUGAAUAUUGGCCAAGUUUAUUUUCUUCUCGGUCAAGAAAAACACAAAAAAGAACAGGGCCAGUUUCCAGCCAUCUCAACCGCACAAGCUUGGUCAAUAAAGGAUUUAUUAUAUGGCAAAAAAGAGGACCUUUUCUUGCGGGACCAACGCGGGAAAUCCCGAGGGGGCAAGGUGGGUCGGCUAGCCAAUCAGAACUCAGGAUUCGCUUCAUCUUGCCUGCUCGCAGAUUCAGCCAUUCAAUAAACUACAGUACUUGCUUGGUUUGAAAGAAUCAGAAUCAGCAAUAAAGGGCAUCAUGUCGAAAUGCCCCUCAGUUAAUAGCUGAUAGCUGAUAUUCUGUUUCUACGGUAUGUAAGGGGAAAUAAUUGACGUUCGUUUGAGCGUAACUGGUUUUUAUUACCUGUAGGACUUUCUGAUCCAUCAUCAGGAGGCUCCAGUGGAUUAGACCUUUCUGAAUUCCCUGCAUUGGCAAACAGAAGCCGUAUCGAGAGCUUGUCUCGUGUAGAGGGUGUGGCACGUUUGGAGAGUAUAGGUGGUGUUUCUGCACCCCCGAGCAGUAUGGCAAGCCGGCCAAGCUACGGUGUGGUGUCCAAGCCUGCUGAACCUCCUCCGGACUUUUCAAUUCACAAUGAAGACUUCCCUGCUCUUCCUGGCUCGAAUACCUUCAAAUCAGGUACAUGUAGUGUUUGAAAUCGUUUUCCUCACUAAUGUGCGUUUGAGGGUUCGUACGGGUCAUGGGAAACCUGGAAAGUCAUGAAAUUGAAGAAUUUCAUUUCCAGUCCUGGAAGGUCAUGAAAUUUAAUUGUCGCUCCUGGAAAUUCAUGGAAAAUUAAAGCUGGUUUUGUUAGAUUAGUCACUGUAGAUGAAAAUGUUAACAUAGUUACACGAAAUCAAUCAUCGCGAACUGCACGCAUUUUGCUGAACGCUAGAGUUUGUGUCUGUUGAAAUGAGUUAGGUAAAAAAAAUGCCCCUAAACAAAGAAGGUUUUGAAGAAUUUUGAAAGUUACUGCUAAACCUAACGUCAUGGAAAACUCUGUGUCGUGUGUAUCGUUUACCAUCGUUUCGCUAACGUCCUGUUCGAUAACGUUUUAAGUCGUUUCGCUUACGUAUUAGGUCAGUUCCCUAACUGCUUUCGCCUGAUCAGUGGCUGAAAGAACGAGAUAUCAUACAUAUGUAUCGCAUUUUUUGGUAUCGUGGCUGAGAGAGCGAGGUAUAAAAAGCGAGCGAGACAUUGGCGAAACGACUUCGUGGGCGAAACGAUCAGUGAAGAUUCUCAAAUCAACUGUGAUUAUUAAAAAAUCAAAACUAUAUAGUGACUAUGAUCCGAUUUCCAACCCUCUAUCUCAAUGGUGAUUGCCUUCAGUUGAAACAGUCGUUGUUCUAUAUCUCUCAGGCUGUUUCUCUCAAGUUAGAGAAAGUAUUUAAAAUAACGAUUUUCACUUACGUGACGCAGACACCAGUUUCUAACUGGCUGGCAAUAACAUGGUUGUCUUAGAACAUCUAUCUAAUAAUGUUCCUUUCUAAUUUCAUAGAAAACCAAACUGAAAGUUCUACGUCUCAAGAUCCAUCCAAACAAGUAUGUUCCUUGACGUUGCGUAAUAGGUCAUUUGCACGAUGGCGUCAUUUUACUACUACUACUACUACUACUACUACUACUACCACUACCACUACCACUACCACUACCACUACCACUACCACUACCACUACCACUACCACUACCACUACCACUACCACUACCACUACCACUACCACUACCACUACCACUACCACUACCACUACCACUACCACAACCGCCACCUCCACCACCAAGGUUUAGGCUUUUGUUUUCUUGUGCAAAUUAGAGCUUUUGGUAUGUAACCCUCACUGGGAUUAUCAAAAUUAAACAUAAAAGAAAAAGGAAGUGAAUUCUAGUCGUGGUAGUAAAAAGAUGUCAUGGUACCUAUUUCGAGCCUAUGACUGCCCAAAUUGGACUUACCCUGGAAUUACGCAAUUACCAUUGUUUUUAAACAUAAUGAGUUAGCCUGCGUGGCGGGCGUCGAAAGGGGUAGGGUUAACUCGUUCGACUGGGGAAGUGAAGUAAGUCUUGUUUCGAAUUAUUGGGAACCUUGGGUUGGACUAUUGGUGUUUCUUUUGCACACUUCAACCAGCAUAAAAAAUGUGCGAAUGUUAGUUUUUCUUUGUUUUUUUUUUUUGCAAUUUGCAUUUUUCGUUUUCUUUGGCAGGUCAUCAGUACAAGCUCCGGUGUGUUUCCUGGAACAGGUAUUGAUUUGCAGUGUGUUUUAAUUUUUAAAUUUAAAUAAAAGGCGGCUCCGCAAGCGCCCCCCUUCCCGCCUCAUUUAUGGGCCUAUUCACCUGGAAACAAAAGGGUCAAUUUGGGUUUCUGAAACUACCCACCUACCCCCUAACUCAACGUUGACAUUUGUGUCUCACUUGGGGCAAAAUGUUGGGAUAGGGGAGGGGUAGAUGGGCAGUUUCCGAGAAACCUAAAUUGAUCCAACGAAAAAAAUCCAUCCGAUUAUAACCCCCCCCUCCCAACCACUAACUUGUAUUGAAGUGAAUUCGAUUUAUUAUGACGUUUUUGUCGAAAAAAGUCAAGGGAGCGCCGCCCUCGAAAGGGUUGGGGCGGAAUAGAGAGCUUGAUCGCAGGUUAAGUUCAGUGAAUUUUAAACUUUCACCCCUCUUUACUCCUGGUUUCUUUUCAUUAACGAUAGAUCUAAGAGGAGUUUCGUCGUAUGAACAAGCGUUGAAAGACGUCGCGAAAGAUUCGAGGUAUGUCCUUUUGCAGCUGGUGUCAACGUUGUCUUUGUUGCUCAUUUGACAAAGACGACUUGUAUCUUGGGGGGUACUAAACAAAAUUUUAUACAGGGAGGCUCUGCCCGGGAUUCCAGCCAUUUUAAACAAAAAAGGUGCCCAUUUUUAUACUUUUUAUUGACAAAUGAUACCCCUUUCUUAUACUAGUUUAGAACCCCGCAUCCCUUUUAACUGCUGAAUAUGCACCGUCUUUUAGAUGAAAAAAUAAAUCACACUAAACCAGGGAGUUUUCUUGUCUUUUUCACAACCAUAAAAUGCAGCUGUUAGGUCCUAUCACAGACCUCAAUGACAGAUUUCCAUACCCUUUCUUGACUUCAACGAGUGAAAUCCCUACCCUUUCAUAUACCUGAAGCCGAAAAAAGGUACCCUUUCAGGUUGGGGCUACCCAGGGGGUACCCCCGGGGUUUUGUAUUUGUAUUGAUUAUUAUACUGAAUACAGAUUUUAAUUGUAUUUAGAUUUGCGACAGGAGAAUCCAAGUCAAGUUCGUCAAACACCAAGCAACCACCACGAGGAAUUCAAACGUCACCUUCAGGUACGGAAAUUAAACUUGCUUUUUCUGUUUGAAAGACAGACUUAAAUGGCACCAAUUGAAAUGUAGAUUUUCCACGAGUUGAAGAGUUCGUUCCGAGGACUAAAACAUGUUCAUGGAGACCAAACAAUCGAGAUUUAUUUCGAACAUCUCACUGCAUCUGGUGGCUGCCACUCAUUCUCAUCUCAAAGCCACACGGCUAAGGGCCUCUUUACAUGGAGGCGAGGGACCCCAGGUAGGCGAGGUAACCCACUUAGGUGGGGUAACCCGCCUGUACUUAUAAUCUGUCAUAUGGUAACCCCACUUAUCAUGUAAACAUGUUCAAAUUAAAAUGAGUGAUUCUAUGGACAUGCAGGUCACCCCACCUAAGCGGGUUACCUCACCUACUUGGGGUCCCCCACUUCUACUGGUCAUGUAAACAGGCCCUCAAUUUGUAACGAACGAGUGGCGAUGAGGGUCUCUGGGGACUAGAAAGCAAUCUUAAUUCUGGUUAUGUUUAUUUUUAGGCAUGAUCUCCAAUAUUCCAAAAGGCAUGGUCACAGAUCAGUUUGGAAUGAUAGGACUGUUAACAUUCAUCAGGGCAGCGGAAACAGAACCAAAUCUUGUCACGCUAGCGCUUGGAAGGUCAGUUAGACUAUCCACUUCUCUAUUGUCUGGAAAUACUGGUGUAUGUAAAGGAAGUUAGUAUCUACAUUUCAGACACCCUGGUCUGCACAGGGUAAUUCUUGGUUUGCAGCCACGUGACAAGGCGGCCAUGUUGGUGGUUAAUACAAUAUGCCACUUGCACAUUGAAAAGUUUGUGCGAUUUCAAUUUCUUUAUGUUAAUUUUAUCGUGCAAUUUCGUUUUUAUAUCUUAAUAACAUUUCAAAUGACUUCAACAUCAUUGAUAUUGUAUCUUUUAAUUCUGCAGUGAUCUUACAACGUUAGGACUUAACCUUAAUUCCCCAGAGUAAGUAAUAAAACCUUUGUGUUUACUUUGCCGUUACUAUUCGGGGCAUCAGGAUUUUUCUGGGACGGAGGGGUGGGGGGAGGGGGAGGAGGAGAGCAAAGGGCAAAUCGAGUGGGCGGGGAGAGGAAAACUCUCUCUCUCUUCCCUGCUCCCUUCGUCGUUUCAAAUCUCCGCUCCCCUAACACCUUUGGAAGGCUUGAUAGUAAGCCAGGUUACAAUGUUACUUUCCUUGUUCGUGAUGUGGUUAAUGUUGUUGGAGUUCUUGAAGCACUUUUCUCCUAUUGGAAAUUGUCCUGAUGCCUGUUAAUAUUUCACCACCAAGCCUCGUUUUGAAAUUGUUAAGUUGAGAAGUUUUGCAUUAGAGCGAUUUUCGUAUGACCUUUAAAAAUGGUUUCGGUAAGUGUUCGUUAAUUGUUUUAUCAGCCAAUGGACGAAAAGAUCAACUUAUGGCCUCUUCGUUUUCCCGCCAAAGAAAACCUCGAUAUGGAAGAAGGCGUUGUUCGAUUGGACAACAAACGACGUCAAAGUGAAGUAUCGAUUGAUUUCUAGAAAGUUCUCGGGCAUGAAGAUUUUUCACCCGAGCGUUCACUUAACUAACCAAAAGCCACGCGCGUUUGUAUCCGUUCGAUAAACCAAUCAAAUUUCUCUAUUUCCGUUCGUUUGUUGUUUCUGUUUUGUUCGUGCUUUUUUAUUUCCAGGUCAUACGAAAAUCGCUCUAACGAAUUCCCGAAAAGAGUACUCAUGCACAAAGAGUGAAAUUGUGAAGAAUUUUGUUCACAAACCACGCGUGGUGGUGAAAUUUGCUCGUCUGAUUUUAACUUGCAUAAUGGGCAGUUGUGUCAAUGGGAGCUCGAUGCUCUGUUGUUGGAUGUUCUAAAGAACCCUCUAUUUAUUGCCGCUUAUAGUAGACUGCAACUGUUUAUAUAUUUUAGGAGUCUUUAUCACACGUUUGGUUCUCCGUUUGCAGACAGUCCUUGUAGACCGCAUGAAAUAGGUAGGAUCAGUUGUUUAACUGUUUAUAUGCAAAUCAAAUAGAAACAAUUGCAUGGUAAAAAAUAGGUUCAUAAAGCUUUACGUAUACACUAUUUCGAGAAAGGUCGUCGUAAAAAAUGUGCACGUGACAAUGCCGAAAGGUAACAUGAUCAAUACACUGUUCCUGACACGGGAGCCGUCGGACCUACUUUGGUUGCUUUCCUUUAUUAGUCGCAAGCAUAUAUCCAUAGCCUCUCGUGCCAUUCUUUCAAAUUUCUUUGAACAACAGUGAACUCAAAACCACCCACAAUACCUUUCGGGAUUGUCGAAAUAGCUGUAUAUAUACAGUAUCAUUCGGUAAACUAUGCCACAGACUCGAGCACUGAGAGAGAAUCUCUUACACCAUAAAAAUUUAAUCUUAGAACAGAAGAAAGUAAAUUCUUAGGUUUGUGUUUUACAUUACUUUGUGUUGCAUAAGGAACAGAAGGGCCAUUUAUACCAGGAAAACUAGACGCGUCCUAAAUAAGACGCAUACUGUACCGUUUAAACGGAACAUUUCGUCCAAAAUAAGGUGCUUUAACACCUGUUCUUAGAUAAGACGCGUCUUAGCUAAGUUGGGCCUUCUUUUAGACGAAAUGUCCCUUUCAAACGGGACAGUUUACGUCUUAUUUAGGACGCGGCUAGUUUUCCUCGUGUAAAUGAUCCUGGUAUCACAGUUAAGUACUUCGUAACAGUUUUGACAUGGGUAGUUAGUUAAAUUCUUAGCAUUUCAUUUAAAUCAUUGAUUAAUCGUUUUCAUUUUUAGCAUGUCGAAUGUUAAGCCGUAUAUAUACACUUCGUUCACACACUUUUUUGUGUUCUUUCUCAACAGAUUAUCACGUACCAUCAGAGUACCGAAUAAACACGUUUAUCAGAGAUAAGGUGAAAUCUUUUUUACCGGCCCAACAAACUAAAUAUGAUUCUGUGUGUGUUUGUAAUUGACGUCUCUAAAACUAAGUCGUUAUAGCGGGAAUUUUGUCUUUUUUUCUUUGUGCUUUUUUGUGCGUUUGCAGUUGGCGCCCAUAAACUUCACAACCAGGAUUUUGUUUUUUAUCCAUGUGUUUUGUGCUUGUGUUUACAGUUGGCUCCUAUAAAACUUAGUCGUUACAGUGAGGAUUUGCUGUUUUAUCUGUACUACACCAACGGAGGAGAUAUUCUUCAGUUAGCUGCUGCUGCUGAACUGUAAGUAAUAAUAUGCACAGUGGUCAAUUUGCGUCACUGUUUAGUUUUUUGCUCAUUAGCAUACGAAUUAGCUUUUAAAAAACGUCAUCAUAUGUACAAACGAGAUUUGAAAGUUGAAAGAACUGGUUAUUUUGGCGAGUUAUUGUACCUUUCAGCUUUUUGCAAUCAAUAACAAAGGAAAUAGCUGCAAUCAAAAACUGCAAAAUUGCUGGUUGGCAAAAACGCUAAUGAGCUCAUAUACUCUUUGUAAAGUUUCGAUGUUUUGGAAGAGAAUUAGUCCGAAACUAUUCGGUAUACUAUCGGCCUCAAAUUUUCAGAGAUAACUAGUUUUGUGAAAAUGAAUUAAUUAGGGGGGCAUACGCGUUCUGUGCAUUAUCUUCUGGGAUGGUUUGAGCAGACAGGCUUUCGUUAUGACUGGUUUAUGGUAUCCGAAGACAACCAGUAACCAAUCAUUGGCUACCCAAACGCUCGUAGAAAUCCUUAGUCCAGAAGGUAGUACCCAUGUUCCUUGAAGUUUAUGGAUUGGCAGACAAUUCUUUAGAUCCACUAUUACAUAGGGCAAUUGCAGGAUGACGUCAUUGUACUACAGCCACCGGAAUCCUUCAUUUUCUUGUUUUUUUUGUGUGUUUGUGUGUGUGCAAAUUAUGGUUAUUGCUUUUUAUAACUCAGCGUAGUUUGACAAUUUAAACAAGAAAACAAAAGCAAAAUGAAUUCUGGUAGUUAUAGUCAAAUGUCAUUGUGAAAAUGGCCUAGUGAUGUUAAGACUAGUUACUAUAAUAUAGCACGUUAACGGUGUUCAGUCCCGGGAGGGGACUCCCAUGUGAACGGAGCGGGGAUGUUCGUCGGAAAUUUUGAAUGAAACCCCUAUAGGAGACCAAUCUGGGCGCGGCCCAACCUUUUUUUGACCCCUAAAAGCGAUCAUUUUAAACUUUGAUUACACGAAUCGAGUUAAUUUUUUUUCGAGUGCAACCCUAAAAGAGACCUUUACGGCUAAUUAUGAUGGUGUUUUGUCCAGAACACCCUAAGCGAGACCAAAAUCUGAAAUUUACACCCCUAAGCGAGACUACGAGCAUCCCCGUCCCUUUCAUAUGGGACCCCCCCCCCCCCGGGGUGUUGCCAAACUGACUGGCUGUGCUUUAUAGGUACGCUCGUGACUGGAGGUACCACAAAGACGAGAGACUAUGGCUUACGCGAGCUCCGGGCGUGGAACCUCAACUGAAAACAAGCUCGUAUGAACGUGGAACAUACUACUUCUUUGACUGUAGUUCGUGGAGAAAGGUGGCUAAGGAAUUUCACUUGGAGUACGACAAGCUUGAAGACAAACCCACACUUCAACACGUGUCAGCGCAAUAAAUUUCAUUCUACAAUUGGUCAGAUCGCGGUUUUUAGCGUCAACAGGAGGUGGUACGGAUAUGGCGCUAAAAUGACAUUGUUAUGAGAAUACAACGUAAAAUAAUUUUGGAAGAAUUUUGAUUUUUAAAGCUGUUACUUUCUAGCGUGUACCAAGCUCUUAGUAACUCGAGACAGGUGAAAAGAGAAGUGAGGGCGAAUAAGAAAUGACGGAGGGGUGACGGAGGGGGAGAGAGGAAGAUACGGUGCCCUUGAUUUCCCCUCUCCUCCCCCUCCCUGCCUCUUUUUCUCGCGCCCACUUUUCUUUUCGCCGGUCCGGACUAACAGAGACCCCGGAACAUGCUAGUUUCCAGGGGUCAAUUUAAUAAAACUUUUACAAGUGUAGUCUACAAGCGUAGCUGUUGUUUUCAGACUCCAAAACAGUGACCACUUGUAAAAGUUUUAUUUAAUUGAUCCCAGAUAACUAUAGGAGUGCGCCUAAAGAUUGUAUUGUGAUUUCAGAUGUGUGGGCUAUCUAACACUUGAGCCUUGAAAGUUACAGCCCACUACUACCGUAUUUUUUCCAGAUCUGAGUCUGCUACUAAAUUUACUUGUUUAACUUUUACUAUUCAAAAAUUUAAUUCUCUGAUAUUUUUGUGCACUGCAACCUCUUUCAAGUGUGAGGUUAUACCCAGAGCUGCAUUUCGCGCCGUAUCUUCCCUCUUCUUUUGGCGAGAACUACCGCUUUCUGUCCAGAUAUCUGUUGUACUCUUUUUGGUUUGAGGUGGAACUGUCGCAAUGCCAUUGUACAGAAAACUGUCGUUCUCCAGGGUAUGCGUUGGUCUCUCGUUCUUUUUUAACUUCUAACUUUUACUUCUCCAUGUAACAAUGGUCGUCUUAAAUACACGGAAUAUUUGUAAAAAGUCAUUCGAGAUGUGAUAUAGCGAAUAUCAUUAAAAAGAGUCUUUUAGC
This is a messenger RNA of Porites lobata, 20251 nucleotides long. The record is from the annotation of a GenBank genome assembly. Lineage: Eukaryota; Metazoa; Cnidaria; Anthozoa; Scleractinia; Poritidae.